AAAACUAGCAAGCUGACAAUAAGCUCGGGGUGGUUGGCGUGUCCAAGAAAGGCGGUUGUAUUUUUUCGCGGGUCAGUAUUAUAUUUUAAUCUAAAAGAAUGCCCCCCAAAAAGAGAGAAAAAGAUCCAGACAAUGUUAAAACUCCAAGAAUCGAUCACAUUCAGGCUGAUCACGAAUUAUUUUUACAGGCCUUUGAAAAACCAACGCAAAUAUAUAGGUACUUACGCACAAGAAAUAUGUGUUCACCCAUCUUCCUCAACAGAACCCUAACCUAUAUGAGACAAAGAAUGUCGCGAGUCCACAAACACAGGCAAAAUUUCAAAGUCGAUUCUUUAUUGGAUAAAGUAGUUUCGAGGAGAGAUUCCAUUUCCAUACAACCUGGGUUUAUAAAUCUUACUUUUCUAAGUUUUAACAAUAAAUCCUUAGACUACAAUGCUCAAAUAGCUCAGGUAGAAACAGUGCUCUUGAAAAUCAGUCACAAAAAACGUAAAGACAGCUCUGCUCCUAGUAUGCAAAUAACUCUCGGGACAGCCGAUGUUCCGAUCAAUCCCGAUGAUCAACAGCUACCUCUUACGGCUCCCACAAUCAGCAUUCCAACAGAAUCUUUCAACCCUUCUAGUGGCCCUUUGGUCAAGUCUUACAUAAUCCUAUUCAGAGUGAAAGUCACUUCUGAAAAGGACAGUGGAGACGAGGAACCCGCUUUGAAGAAGCGCAAAUCCAAUGGUACUGAUAACACAAAACUUUACGGGGCUGAACUUACUGUUUAUGAUAAACACAAUAGGUGCUACCUGAGCGAUGGAGAUUAUGACAUUGUGGUACAUGAUUUCUCAGGAAACCCGAAGAAUAAUCUCAAAAAGCACUCCAGUUGGGAAAGCGUGAACGAUUUGGUAGAAACAUGUGGAAAUUUGGAUGCUUUCAUGAAGGGGGCUGUUCUGAAGUUCAAACUCAAUUGGUCUCCCGAGGCUAGUGCUAGAAUAGUUGACCGCCCUCCGCCUUAUCCUUUGCAAGAAAACAAAGAAAAUGUGCCAUUAUCGAUGAAUGGUGAUAACAACAAUGUAGAGAAAUUACAAAUAGUUUAUCAGUUUGUAUAUAACAAUAAUUCUCGUCAGCAGACUGAAGCUUGUGAAGACUUACACUGCCCGUGGUGCAGUUUGAAUUGCAAUCAGCUGUAUACGCUGUUGAAGCAUUUGAAACUGUGCCACUCACGAUUUACUUUCACCUAUGUUCCUAUUUCAGUAGGUGCUAGGAUAGAUGUAGCAAUAAAUGAAAUGUAUGAUGGAUCAUACACUGGAUCUCCUCACGAUUUGAUUUCCCAGCCUUCUGUUUGCGCUUUUUCUAGAAGCGGACCUGUCCGUCGAGCUUCUGUAACUCAUAUUCUUGUCUGUCAUCCGAAACGUCCUAAACCGAGCUUGUCCGAGUUUCUUGAACUUGAUGACUGUGAAUUUGAUGGUCAGAGGCCUUUUAUAACUGGCCACAAUAGACUGUAUCACCACACCACCACGUACCUGCCGAUUUAUCCCAAAGAAAUGGAUGUCGAUUCUGAAGGAGAGAAUGACCCAGAGUGGCUGCAGAACAAAACUAUGAUGAUGAUAGACGAGUUCACUGACGUUAAUGAAGGAGAGAAAGAACUGAUGAAAAUGUGGAACUUGCAUGUUAUGAAACACGGGUUUGUGGGUGACUGCCAAAUUCCUAUUGCCUGCCAAUUAUUUGUUCAGUAUAAGGGAAAGGAGCUAUUGUUGAAAAAUCUGUACAAAAAUUUUGUCAUACACAUGACUAGUUUGUUUGAUUUCGGACUAGUAAGUGCAGUUUGUUUGUAUACAACUAUACAGAAACUACAGGAACUUGUAGGUGAAACUAGUGCAAUUCGUACAGUCCUCAAGGAAUCCAGGGAGGCUCAGAUAGACAAUUGGUCUCGAGUAGGAAAUGUGCCUCCGAUUUGUGACAAGCCAAAUAUGACAAAAACCCCAAGUGCCGGUAGAAAAACUGCCAAUGUCGGAAUGCAGAGAAGAAAAGGAACUCCCACUCCAUGCGAGCCUACAUCUCGUAGGAAGUCUGUGUGUGGGGAGACUUCCAGAAAAAGGCUUACCUUAACCUUAAAAAGUGACCAAAAAUCUAGCUAGUUUCUAGUUCUCAAAUAUUUAUUGAGACAUUUAAGUUAUUUUUAUAUUUUUCAAUGUAUGCUAAUUUUAAGUUCACAGACAUUUUAAAUCCUAGCAGACAGAUAUCUGUUCUCUUAAAGUAGCAUAUAGAAUACCAUAAAGUAUACUUUACUUUUUCUGAAUUAUGCAUUUCGUAUGCAUACAUUUUUAUAAUUUUUACUUCAAGACAUUUUCAGUAUCUUUAUGUUUCAUUUACAAACUGAAUUUUAUACUCAUUUUAUCUUUAUUAGGAACCUAGGCAUAUUACAAGUUAUUUCGCUUAUUUUACUGCUCUUCUGAAAUCAUAACACCCUACUUUUAAAUAAUUUUUACUGAUACUAUGUUUGAAUAGAAAUUUACAAUAUGGAUGAAUUCUAAAAAAGGCUAUUCAAAAAGCAACCUGGACCAUUAUGAGGAAGUACUUUAGUGUGGUAAUUUAAAUUUUUCCCUAUUCUAUAAAGUUCACACAUUUUAUGUAUCACUAUUUGAACGUUUAGUGAGUGAUGUGUGAAACAACUUUGCAAACAAAUUUUGUACUAUCAUUGUGAAAUAAAUCGAGUCAGUCAUAACUGGACAAUAUAGAUUUAUCUACAAUAAUAUUGCUAAUAUGAACUUUCUAUGUAAUUUGCAGCUAAGGUCUUCCUUACGCAGCCUUACUUUCUCAAGACAUCCCUAAAUGGACACUGUUCCAGUAGCCCAAUAAUUGUUAAAGUGGAUAUGUACUUACCUAUUUAUUUGUAUCAUGUCCACACAUUACUUUGUAGUCAGUCUCCCAAACUGACUACACAAAUACAUCUAGCAGUGAUGUUAAGAAAGCUAUGUCAUCACCAAUAUUUCUAUAUUGUGUCGAUGUUAAAAUAUGAGUUUGCAAAUGUACAAAAUUAAACAAUUUGAUUUUUUUUCAUAACUUUAUUUUGUGCACGGUAAAAUAGGCGAAAUAAACUUGGCAAAUAUCUCGCCAGGGUCGUUUUUCAGUAAUUAUUUUCAUACCAAUUGUUUAACAUUGUAUACCUCAUAUACAAUGCAAUGCCGUGAUAGAAGCAUUACAUUACAUAAAAUAGUAUUGAAGUUGUUGCCAAGAUUUCCAUUCAACAUAGACCAUUCAAGUUCAUUUUUGUUCUAGUCUAAGUGAAAUAAAGUGAUCUAUAUUCAGGGAGAUGAUUAAAAUUCAAAUCAUAGCUAGGAAAAUGCUAGCUUAAAUGUAUAUUCCUGAGCUGAGUUUAAAAAAAACACAAAGCAAUUUGUUCGGAGGAUUUAAACAUGUCUUGGUGUUUUGCAUCUUCAAUUAAAAGUAGAUUGUUCAUUUAAGUUCAGCCCAUUUUAAAAACUGAAGUACUAUAUAUAUAUGAUGUAAAUAAAUACAAAUUGAUAAGUUUAGAUUUGUUGUGUUUGUAAAUAUUAAAACGGUUACGUCAAAAGUCUAAGUGAAAUAUUUUGAUAUUUGUAAUGUUCAGUUUGAGCAUAUGUUUGAAAUGUCAACAGAAUAUUUUCAAUGAUACAGUUCCGAAUUCGUAACACAAGCCACAGAAAUAGAUUCAAGUUUUCUAUCAGUUUUAUGAUAAACAUUCUAAAAUAACUCUAGGUUGCCUUUUUACUAUACAUUUCUGAACCAUCAAUGUGAAGCACUCAGAACAUGAUAAACCUUCUUGAAAUAUAUUUAUCAAUCACCGUAUUAUCCAUUUCCUUUUUUUUUUUUCAGAAGAAUAGACAUAAGUAAAUAAUUUAAUUGAAAUAUACAUCCAUAAGUGUUAUUUUCGAUUAAUUUGCAAUGAAAACAUAGAUACUGUCUGCGGACCUUUGGAAAUUACUUUCAUUUACAAUUCAUUAUGUAAAUUCUUACAAUAUAUGUUUAUGUAUUUGUUAUUGUUGUGUACAUUUUUAUAUUUCUGAAAUCUACUUAGGAUUAAAUUUAUGAAUCUUUUGUAGAGAUAGUAAAUACAGAGUUUGUUUAUAAAGAGA
Molecule: messenger RNA, 4097 nt
Organism: Leptinotarsa decemlineata (Colorado potato beetle)
Lineage: Eukaryota; Metazoa; Arthropoda; Insecta; Coleoptera; Chrysomelidae
Gene: Su(z)12
Product: Polycomb protein Su(z)12
Cellular component (GO): RSC-type complex; nucleus; ESC/E(Z) complex
Molecular function (GO): chromatin DNA binding
Source: RefSeq, a predicted model, not a curated record